AUGCGCAUCUCCUCCGGCUAUCCUCCCCGCCGAACACCGCCGCCGCCGUGGCCACCUCACACUCUCAGCCGCGAGACGAGACGCGUCACUCAGGGGGUCAUGCGCGGGUUGAGACGCUCAGUCCGAUCUGCUCUGACGCACGACGGAGACGCAGUGGUCUCCGCCGCCGAAAUUUGCUAUAUUGAUAAACUUGCCAUGCCUCGCCCUGCCUCGCCUCGCCUCGCCCCGUCUUGCCCCGCCUCGCCUCGCCUCGCCUCGUCUCGCCCUGCCUCGCCCCGCCUCGCCCUGCCUCGCCUCGCCCUGCCUCGCUUCGCCCUGCCUCGCCUCACCUCGCCCCGCCCCGCCCCACCCUGCCUCGCUUCGCCCUGCCUCGCCUCACCUCGCCCCGCCCCGCCCCACCCUGCCCCACCUCGCCUCGCCUCACCUCGCCCCGCCCCACCCUGCCCCACCUCGCCCUGCCUCGCCUCGCCUCGCCUCGCCUCACCUCGCCCCGCCCCACCUCACCCUGCCUCGCCUCACCUCGCCCCGCCCCGCCCCACCCUGCCCCACCUCGCCCUGCCUCGCCUCACCUCGCCCCGCCCCACCCUGCCCCACCUCGCCCUGCCUCGCCUCACCUCGCCCGCCCCACCUCACCCUGCCUCGCCUCGCCCCGCCCAACCCUGCCCCACCUCGCCCUGCCUAACCUCGCCCCGCCCCGCCCUGCCCCACCUCGCCCUGCCCCUGCCAUCACACCAAAAAAAAAACAUGUUUUAA
This is a messenger RNA of Girardinichthys multiradiatus, 753 nucleotides long. RefSeq names its product vegetative cell wall protein gp1-like. The transcript has 3 exons. The record is from RefSeq and is a predicted model, not a curated record. Lineage: Eukaryota; Metazoa; Chordata; Actinopteri; Cyprinodontiformes; Goodeidae. Bases 1 to 753 code for a protein of 250 amino acids.